GAUAGUUGGUGCCGUUGGUGUUUCUAUUUGCCACGCGUCAAUCAUACAUAUAAAAAAAAUAAAAGAAAAUAAACAUUUACAAAAUAAUUAUUUAAAAAAUAAAAUACUCGUAAAAAUGUCGGUCGUUGCGGUGAUAAAGAAAUUUUAUAACGAGUACAAUAAAAGUACAUCGAAGAAACUCAAAAUAAUAGAUUGUUACUUGCUAUACAUUUUACUGACCGGUGUCAUACAAUUUGUAUAUUGUUGCUUGGUUGGCACAUUUCCAUUUAAUAGUUUUUUAAGUGGAUUCAUUUCAUGUGUAUCUUGUUUUAUUUUAGCAGUUUGCUUGAGACUACAAGUCAAUCCACAAAACAAAACUCAAUUCUAUGGAAUAAGUCCAGAACGUGGAUUUGCUGACUUCAUAUUUGCACAUAUUAUUCUUCAUCUUGUUGUUAUGAACUUCAUUGGAUAAUUUAAUAUAAUAAGUAUAAGAAAAUAACUAAAUAUAACAACAGACUUGAUUUAAUAAAAGUCCACUAAUAACUUAAAGAAAAACUUGUUUACACUAUUUGUAAUAAUGAAAUAAAUUUAUAAAAAUUAAUAAUUUAUUUUUUUAUAUUAUUCAUUAUUAUUUUUCAUUGUUUUAACAGAAUACAUUGCAGAAUUCUCAAUAAAUUAUUUUUUAAUAAUAUUACGAGCAACUUACAGUCACUACGCGACUGUCCGAGUUUUAUUGCCAAAUUUAUUAAAUAUCAUUUUGAAUUUAACUGUUUAUUAAAAUCUCUACUCUAAAAUUUACUCUAGAAUCUUUUGUUUAUUUAUAUUACAGGGUGACCAUAAACCAGGAAAUAUCAUAGAAAUGUCGGAAUUUUGAAAAGUAUUCGGGAAUUAAAAUGGCGACAGUUCAAAAUAAAAAAAUUUUUCAAUCAUACACUAGUUAUAAAAAUUAAGGGAUAUUAAAAAAAUUUCAAAUCUUCAAGUGAUUUUCAACAGGUUGUAACUCGAAGGAAAAUAAUCAUACGACAAAAGCAAAAAAGGCAAAUUGUAACUUAAGGUGUCUAGUUUUCUGAUCUGGGUUAAAAUUUUUUUUAUCAUGUGCGGUUCCGGAGUAUCCUAAGAAAACUAUCGAUAAAGAAAUUUAUCAAAAUUUUUGCUGGUCUUAGAAACGGUCUUCGAGCUUGAAUAAAAUUUUUUCGAUAAUUCUGAUUGAAUUUUGAUUGCUCCGGGAACCGUGUAUAUAAAAAAAAUUUAGACCAGAUCAGAAACUAGACACUUGAAGCUACAGUUUGCCUUUUUGUUUUUGUUGUGCGACCAUUUUCCUUCGAGUUAUAAACUGUUGAAAAUCACUAAAAAAUUUGAGAUUUUUUUAGUAUUCCUUACUUUUUGUAACCAGUAUACUUGGAAUUUAUUUGAAUCAUAAAAGUUCUUAUUAAAUAUUUUAACUUACACAUUUAUAACAUCAAAUAGUCCAAGGCAAUAUUAAUUUUGUUAUUGCCAUUUUUUAAGGUUUCUUGCAUGAUUUAAUUAUUGAAAAAAUGGAAAUAUAAUAAAAACUUUGAAUAUCUAAAUGAAGCCAAUAAAAUUUCUAAAUCAGGGAAAAAUUUUACUGGAAAACCGGGAAAUAUUAGGGAAUUUCAACAUCAUUUCUUUGUGGCCACUCUGUAUUAUCAUUGAAAUUUAAUAAGACAAAUCUCAUCGUGAACUCGCAAACUUAUCGGUUUUGAUGAUCUUAUAAUCAUGGGAUUCUUAAGAAAAAAUCUACACACGGUCAAUUUUUUUUUUUUAUUAGUCAUCUAAUAUUCUUUUUUUUUUCACUGAUACCAAAUUAAGUUUGUUUAAUUUUUAUCAUUAAAGAAGAGAUGGCAUGGAUUAAAUUUUUCUUAUGCUUCUUAAUUAUUUAUAUAAUAGUUAUAUAUAUAUUCAGUCAUAUUCGGUGACAGAGUAAUUAAAAUAUCAAUUUUUUUAAAGGAAAUGAAAACGAUUGUCUUUUUUUUCAGCGUAAUUUAAAUAUAACUCGAAUGACAUAGAUAAAUUGAUUUUUCUCGAUACUUGGCAAUAAAGAAGAGUUGAAACCAUGAACAGGCACAAAGACAAAUCAAGACUUUUCUAAUGAUACCAAAUUUAAUAAAAUUAUCUAAUUCUAUCAUAUAGAUGUGGCUGAACCAAAAUUUUCUUCAUUCUCUUAAUAAUAUAAAUUAUGAUUUAUGAUAAUUAUAUUUGAAAAAAAUGUCUAACGUACUUUUUAAAUUAAACUAUUGUCUACUAAAAUUUAAUUGUAAUGAAUAAAAGUGUUUUAUUAUUUGUCAA
Molecule: messenger RNA, 2286 nt
Organism: Microplitis demolitor
Lineage: Eukaryota; Metazoa; Arthropoda; Insecta; Hymenoptera; Braconidae
Gene: Dad1
Product: dolichyl-diphosphooligosaccharide--protein glycosyltransferase subunit DAD1
Exons: 2
Coding region: 116-451 (111 amino acids)
Biological process (GO): protein N-linked glycosylation
Cellular component (GO): oligosaccharyltransferase complex; membrane
Source: RefSeq, a predicted model, not a curated record